Messenger RNA from Mangifera indica (mango), 1640 nucleotides. Its product is annotated as protein SUPPRESSOR OF FRI 4. The record is from RefSeq and is a predicted model, not a curated record. Lineage: Eukaryota; Viridiplantae; Streptophyta; Magnoliopsida; Sapindales; Anacardiaceae. The transcript has 7 exons. Bases 168 to 1280 code for a protein of 370 amino acids. Gene Ontology annotation, molecular function: DNA binding. Gene Ontology annotation, cellular component: nucleus.
AGAAAACGAAACACAUUAAAACAAAAUCUCGUCCAUCUAUUUCAAUUAGAUCUCACAAGCCCCAGCGACCCAGCAAAGCCGAGAAACCCUAGAAUCUGAAAAUUCCCUCAGAAUAGAUUCGAUUCGAUUCGAUUUCAAUUUCGAUUUGGAUUGCUAGGGGAAGGAGAAUGGGGAAGAAGAAGAAGAGAGUAUCGUCGAAGGUGUGGUGCUAUUACUGCGACAGAGAAUUCGACGACGAGAAGAUUCUUGUUCAGCACCAGAAGGCUAAGCACUUCAAGUGCCACGUCUGCCACAAGAAGCUCUCCACCGCCGGUGGCAUGGCCAUUCACGUCCUCCAGGUUCACAAGGAGUCCGUCACAAAAGUUCCCAAUGCAAAACCUGGAAGAGAGUCGACUGAUAUUGAAAUAUAUGGAAUGCAGGGAAUUCCACCCGACAUAUUAGCUGCUCACUACGGAGAAGAAGAAGAAGAGUCUCCCUCCAAAGUGGCCAAAGUUGACACUCCUUACACUCAGCUUGCUGGAGUGGUGCCUGGACAAUUAGGUGUUGGCUAUCCUCAACCAACUUUAGGGGCAAUGCAGCCAAUCUACAGUUCUGCAGUACCCGUGCCUCCUGCUAGUUGGCCAGUGCCUCCUCGCCCACAGCCUUGGUAUCCACAGCAUACAGCCGUUUCAAUUCCUCCUGUUCCAGCAGGUUAUGUCCAACAGCCUUUGUUUCCUGUGCAAAAUGUAAGACCUCCUCUACCAUCAAGUACAUCUUCACUUCAACCAUCACAAGUAAUUCCUCCUGGAAUCCCUUUGUCCACACCACCUGUUGCUGUAUCUCAACCCUUGUUCCCUGUUGUUAAUAACCAUACACCCACUCAAAGUUCACCAUUUUCUGCUCCCAUUCCACCCACUACUAUUCCAGUUACCUCUUCAGCUGAAAUUAAAGGCUCAGUUGAUGCGACUGCAGGUGCCAGCUCAACUAUGGCCAGCAGUUAUUAUGUCCCAAGCAUGCAAGGUGGGACAUUACCCAAUUCACAUUCAUAUGCCUCAGGUCCCAAUACUAGUGGUCCUUCAAUUGGACCACCCCCUGUAAUAGCAAAUAAAGCUCCUGCCACUCAGCCUGCUGUUAAUGAGGUCUAUCUUGUUUGGGACGAUGAGGCAAUGUCCAUGGAGGAGAGAAGAAUGUCCUUAGCAAAGUAUCAGGUGCAUGAUGAGACUAGCCAGAUGAGCUCAAUCGAUGCAGCAAUAGACAGAAGGAUAUCAGAAAGCAGGCUUGCCGGCAGAAUGGCAUUUUAGGGAAGCUGGCAGAAUGGUGAUUUAGAGCAACCAGAUGCAGUCUAUGAACAAUUGUCGGAACGGUGGAUGAAUAGCUUCUCGUAUAUCAUAGAAUUUAAACUGCAAAGAAAAGGAGCCUCGGUAGAUUUUAGCCCUCACUCAUUCUUUGGGGUUGAAUAAAACAGUGCAAAAUUUAAUUUAGAUAUGAGUAAUUUUUUUUUUUGAAAUUUUAAUUUUUAUACUUGCAAGAAAGAUAGGUAGAAAAAGCCAUUUCUUGUUAAUCAGAGGAGUUCCAUUUUUUAGUUUUAAUGUUCUAACUUGUUUUUGGAUUUAGUUUAAAGCAUUUGUGACAUAAUUCACAUUGUUACAUAUUUGAUCUUA